AUGUCAACCAAGGCAGAGCCUGCACCACUGUCAUCGUCAGACGAUGGUAGCCGCAAGGCAGAUCUCAAAUGUUUUUCAAGCUCGAUCGAUCUUGCCCGAAAGUUCACCGCAACGGUCAAGACUCUGGCUUCGAACUCAGAAUACCGCUAUGUAGCUGAGCUGAUAGACCAGAUCCCUCCCCUCGAACAGUCAGUGCUGUCGAAAGAUAGAGAGAUUCAAGGCCUCAGGGAGAAGAACCGGGAGCUUGAAGAGGAAAGUGAGAAGGCAAGUAGGCGGUUAAUCAGAGCUUACGAGAGAGAGUACGACCGAUUCAAGGAUGAGAAAUCAGCUCUGGAUGGCAAGAUCAGUGGCUUAGAGGAAUUGAGCAAAGCUCAAGAGGAGAAUGUGAACCGGCUCAUGGCAAGCGAGAGCGAGCUCAGGGAGAAAGGACGGCAAGUCAAGAAUAUGUGGGUUGCAGAAAAGGAGAAAUUGUCCGAAGCAAACAAGGAGAUCAAGAAAAUGGAAGGAGAGGCCAACAAAGCUCUGAUAGAGAACUCUCGGUUGGACAAAGAGCUCACUCAAGUUCGAACUGAACUGUCUGGUGUGAGAACAUCCUUCGAACGAGCCAAGGCUAAAGUCUCGGUACUUGAACAAGAGCUCUGUUCCAAGGAUAAGAGCUUGACGGCAAUAGAAGGGUUGGGUGUUACUUUGAGCGAGGAAUGCUACGAGAAGUCGUAA
This is a messenger RNA of Lasiodiplodia theobromae, 717 nucleotides long. Its product is annotated as Mei5 protein. Lineage: Eukaryota; Fungi; Ascomycota; Dothideomycetes; Botryosphaeriales; Botryosphaeriaceae. The coding region runs from base 1 to 717 and encodes 238 amino acids. The transcript has a single exon. Gene Ontology annotation, cellular component: mediator complex. The record is from RefSeq and is a predicted model, not a curated record.